GACUGCUACCUGACGCCUUUCGGGUCCGAUGGCUUGCCCGACUGGGAUUUGGCCCACAAUCAGACGUGCCACCCCAUUGACCAGUCUUGCCCUUGCCAUCCGGACCAUGAAGAGCUUUGUCACGACAACUGGGGCACUUGGUGCCAGAUCAAAGCUUACGGGUCCUGUCCUGUGCACUGCACCACGGAUCAGAUGGUUUGCUGGGUCGCGCCCUACGACUCUGAUGGCAACAUCCUCUACGACACCGCCUGGACGGAGACCUGCGCCAACAUCACGGAUGGCUGUCCUUGCAACGCACAGUGGGAGAGGCAGUGCACCAGCCAUGGCUACACAUACUGCGAGUCGAUCUUCGGCAGCUGCCCUGUCGAUUGCGGUGAUGCUGACACGUGCUACCACUACAACUCAGGAAACGAGUCUUGCGCGACCUCUUCUGGUUGCGUCUGCGAGUCGGACGAGAUAAGCUGUAACAACCCGGACACCGGCCUGGCUGAGUGUUACCCAUCAGAGUGGUACCCUUCGGGCUGCCCUGUCUUCUGCGCGCACGACGAGAUGUACUGCUCGGUGGUCUCCUUCGAUAGCAACGGCUACAUGCUCUGGCAGGACUACUGUCUCAAUGGAGAGGCAAACGACUGGUGGUGCCCGGUGACCUGCGACAACACCACUGCGCAGAAGUGCGGCACGCCCGGUGCUUUUGACGAACACUGCGUGUCUCUGUCGGAGACUUGCCCGGUCAGCUGCACCGAGCAGUACUGCUGGGCAGACAAUUAUGCCGCCAACGGCGAUUGGAUCGACAGUGCCGAAAGCUGCGCAAGCUGGGGAGAAGAUUGCCCGUGCGGGGACAAUGCUGUCCGAUGCAACGAUCCUUUCUUCGGCUAUUCGUACUGCACUCCAACCGCUUACGGCUGCCCGCUUGUCUGCGACCCCGUGAAGGAGAAGACUUGCUACCCCAUCUCCUUCACGCCGGAGGGUGAGCAAGACUGGAAUGCACCCGUGAACGAGAGCUGCCAGAAUGUUUCCCAGACUUGCCCGUGUGGCGCCAACGCAAAGAUGUGCAGAUGGAAGGAUGAAUGGGGGUACGACAACGAGGUCUGCUUCCCGACGGCCGAGUCCUGUCCCGUCAGUUGCAAGUCGGACGAGCAGCGCUGCUACAUCCUGGACUAUGGGACGAACGGCUUCCCGGGUGCUUUCAGGGAGACCUGCGUGUCUGCCACGGCUGUCUGCCCCUGUGGAACCAACGCUCAGCAGUGUCAUGACCCCCACUGGGAUUUCCACUACUGCUAUCCUUUGGUGGACUACUGGACAAACAGCACCAUGCGCUGCCCGGUGUACUGCACAGACAACGAGGACACCUGCUACAGCCCGAGUUUCGAUGCUUCUGGGAACUGGGUGAGCACCGAGGAGUCGUGU
Molecule: messenger RNA, 1407 nt
Organism: Symbiodinium sp. CCMP2456
Lineage: Eukaryota; Dinophyceae; Suessiales; Symbiodiniaceae
Source: the annotation of a GenBank genome assembly